Geodia barretti is the source of this 324-nucleotide messenger RNA. Lineage: Eukaryota; Metazoa; Porifera; Demospongiae; Tetractinellida; Geodiidae. The record is from the annotation of a GenBank genome assembly.
AUGGGCUUCAAGAUCGGCGAAGGCACCCACAAGGAAGGGAUGGCCCAGCCGGUGCACUACUGGGUGCCAUCCAUCUCGCCGUCGGGGCUGAUGAUCUACGACGCUGACCGCUUCCCCGCCUGGCAAGGGAGCUUCUUCGCCGGUGCGCUCUCGGGCGAGCUUCUGGUGCGGCUCGAGGUCGCCGACGGCAAGGCGGUGGUGGAGGAACGCAUGCUCGAAGACCUGGAGGAGCGCAUCCGCGACGUGCGCCAGGGGCCGGACGGCCUCAUCUAUCUGCUCACCGACCACCCCGAGGGGAUGCUUGCUCAGGCUGGAGCCGGCUGA